AUGUCUGGUUACGGGGUGUCCAGCUUUUUCUCAGGGCCGGAGCUGCGAGACCCGGCUCACGCCUCGUCCUUACUGGCGCAGCUCAAGUCCUUCUACGACUCCAGUCUCCUGUGCGAUGUCACCAUCCGCGUCCUGGUGAGCCCUGAGAGCCCGGCGGCUCGGAGGACCCCGGAGAACAGCAGGAGCUUCCACUGCAACCGCAAUGUGCUGUCCGCCGCCUGCCCCUACUUCCGGAGCAUGUUCACCGGGGGCCUGUACGAGAGCAAGCAGCAGCAGGUGACGCUGCACGACAUGAGCCCGGAGUCCAUGGCGCUCAUCAUCGAGUACUGCUACACGGCAGGGUGAUGGUGACUGAGGCCAACGUUGCAGCGCCUGUAUGCGUCCGGCCGACAUGCUGCAGUCUGGAGUACGUGCGCAGGCGUGUGCCGCUACCUGGCCCGGCGGCUGGACCUGCACAACUGCGCCGCCAUCCUGCGCUUCGGCGCCGACACCUUCGACCACUGCGAGCUGCGGAGCCGCGCUCUGGCCUUCAUCCGCCAUUUUGACCAGUUUGUAACCAGAGAAGAGUUCUGUGAGAUGAGCCUGGCCCAGCUGAAGAUGGUGCUGAGCAUGGACAACCUGGACGUGGGCAGCGAGCGGAUGGUGUGCGGUGCUGCGCUGCGCUGGCUGGAGGCCUACCCCAAGGAGCGGGCAGAGGUGUGCCAGGAGGUGCUGAGCUGUGUGCGCUGGCAGCACUUCACAGACAAGGACCAGGCCUACCUGGAGAGCCUUAGGUCCAGGCCUUGGGUGCGCAAGUAUUGCCUGCCGUACCUCGACGCCGUGCUGCAGGACAAGGACGGUAAACCCAGCGUCGCCGUGCAAGAGAGCAGCCCCGUGCGCAGGAUCGGCAUGCUCGCCAAGGAAAUGGUCAUCUUCUUCGGCCACCGCAAGGAGCCUUUCUUGUGCUAUGACCCUUACUCUGGGGACAUCUACACCAUUGCCUCUCCUCUUAGUAACCUCACCCACGGCAAGGCGGUGACCUUCGCCGUGUGCGUCUCCCCGGACAAUGACUUGUACUUGGCCACCCAGCCCAUGAAACAGCUGUGGGUGUAUAGCCCGGUUCACAACACGUGGCAGCUCCUGGCAGAACGCUUGCUGUGCAGAGAGGGCAUGGAUGUGGCGUACCUGAGUUACGUGUACAUAGUGGGCGGCCAUGACCCGUCUUCUGGUGCUAAGAUCAAGGAUGUGGAGUGCUAUAGCGUGCAGAGGAAUCAGUGGACGCGUGCUCCGUUGCCGCACUCCUUUUACUCGUUUGAGUUGGUUACAGUGAACGAUCGCCUGUACGCCAUCAGUAAUAAGAGGAUGCUGUGCUAUGACCCGGCCUGCAACCAGUGGCUGAACUGUGCCUCCAUGAAACGCUGUGACUUCCAUGAAGCCUGUGUGUACAACGACGAAAUUUACUGUAUAUGUGACAUCCCCGUAGUGAAGGUCUACAAUCCCGCCAGGGGAGAAUGGAGGCGGAUUAGUCCAAUACCCACCGAGGUCAAUACGAACAACUACCAGAUUGUGCAGUAUGGGUCCAAACUGCUCCUCAUCUCCUGCACCAUUGUACAGUGGAAGAAGAACCGCGUGACUGUCCACGAGUACGACGUGACUGAUGACCGCUGGCUUAAUAUCGGCACCAUGUUGGGCCUUCUGCAUUAUGACUGCGGCUUCAUGUGCCUGUCGGCUCGCGUGUAUCCAUCUUGCUUGGAGUCGGGGCAGAGCUAUAUCACAGAGGAGGAUGAUGUCCGUAGCGAGUCCAGUACGGACUGGAUGGAUGGCUUUAGUGAGCUGGACUCCGAAUCAGACAGUCUAAGCUCUUUUUCCGAGGAUGAAUGGCCAAGAGUAUCUCUGGCAAGGCCACGGAUAUAUCUAGAAGGCUCUUUUUAACCCAUGGAAAACCUUAUUUGUAUUACCUUUUGAGAUGUCCCUCAAGGUUCUUGAGCCAAACCAUCUGCCUCUGAAAGUGAUCUGCUGCACUACUUGAAACCUUGUCCAGUCAGCGAGGAUCGCCUCUUCAGCCAAAGGGUAUUCUGGUUGUUUGAAGGUAUCCCCUUUCCACAGGAUAGAGGUUAACUUCAAAGAUUCAGUGGGGUUCCUACCGCUGGGACUCCCACCGAUCACGAGAAUGGGGGGCCCCAUACCCCCUGCAGGCCCCCCCCCCCUGAAAUGAAUGGCGCACGUGUGCGUGGCUGCUCUGUUCAUUUCUAUUGGCGUUCUGGAGAUAGCUGAACGCUGUAUAUGACGUCGCUCCAUUCCUAUAGGAAUUCCCGAGAUCGCAUGCCCGACCAGCCACUCCGUUCAUUUCAGGUGGGCUGCAGGAGGUACAGGGCCCCCACACUCGUGAGCUGAGGGGGGACCCAGCGGUAGGACCCCCACUAAUAUAAUAGUUAUCCCGUAUCCUGCGGGCAGCUUUAAACAACUGGAAUGCCCCUUUAAGUUUAUUCACAAUGUUCACAGAGCAGAGACCUGUUGUUUCCUUAUGUAAAGUUUUCACUUUUUGUUCUGUAAAAGUGUACUGCCAUAGUGUUUCUUUUUAGGGUAGGAUGGAGUAUACCGACCAUUGGCACGGUCAGGCAAGGGACCAUUCCCCCCCCCCUGCACUUGAAAACAUUGGAGGAGAUUUACUAAUUGAAAUGCCCCAGAAUUCUGGGUGUAAUUUGUGCAAAAAAACAGGCGUACUUGCUUUGUACCACAUUUUAUUUAAAAGCACUUUUUUUGGGGUCAGUCAGCAGGGGGUAUGGCUUAGUUAGAAAGGGCGCCAAAAUUUUGGCCCAUGAUUUUGCCAUAAAAUAAGCCAGCUAAUGGUGUAGACUACAUUCUGCAGAUGCCACAGCCACUUUAGUCUUCAGUGUACAU
Molecule: messenger RNA, 2880 nt
Organism: Bufo bufo (common toad)
Lineage: Eukaryota; Metazoa; Chordata; Amphibia; Anura; Bufonidae
Gene: KBTBD7
Product: kelch repeat and BTB domain containing 7
Molecular function (GO): protein binding
Source: RefSeq, a predicted model, not a curated record